UGAUUGAGUGAAAGUCAUUUAUUUCAAAAUGGCAGGCUAACUAUGUUGUGAUAUUGAGCGACAAUCCUGAAUAUCUGUUUAAAAUGGCUGUUUUUAAUGCUGAAUCUUUACCAAGUGAUAUUGAAAGUUUCCAAAGUGUGUCCUGCGAAAAUUCCGGUAAAACUACGAAAAAAUUCACACCGCAUUUGAAAGAGCCAAGCCUGAACAGCGCUGGGAGUGCAACUCACCAUUUUCAUUGUAAGUUUUUGAUCGCAAGAACUGUUUGUUGUUGUUGCAGACAUUGUUGUUACUGUGACCAAUAAGCGAAUCACAAUAUUAACAAUGUUGUCAUUGGGGUGCCCGAGCGCCAAAAGCCCGAUGAAGGGACCCGUAAGCCCGUCAACACGAUGUGCCCCAAACUUUGUCACCAACAAUCGAACGCUCCGUUCGCAGAAAACGUUCACUAAUCCGAACUACGUCAACGAAUUCCCGAGUAACAUGCGACCAGUUGACAAUUCUUUACUUAAUUACCCAAAUUCUGGUCAUAAACCGAUAAUGGCCUGCGAAAACAGCCCCCGCUUGCCCGAACCACCAUCAGGUAGUCCAUUAGAUAAAGAGGGUGAGUUGGGUAGAGGCAAUGAAGCAAUUCACACAUUGCUGGGUUCCACGAAGGUCGGCCCAUUUCACGGCCAACAGUUGAAAGAGCACCCCGAAGUUAAUAAAGUCACAGAAAAGCAUCAGUCGUCGGACGCGUUGGAUCACAAUUCACCCUCUUCUCGCCAGCCCGAAGUCAUGGACACAUCCAACUCAAUUGAGGACUCUCAACUCAACAACUCAAUUGAGAAAGUAUACAUCUGGAGGUCACGCAUCAGGAUCCGCAGGCCAUCUUUAAGUCAGUCGUCGGACGCUUUGGAUCACAAUUCACCCUCUUCUCGCCAGCCCGAAUUCAUGCACAUAUCCAACUCAAUUGAGGACUCUCAACUCAACAGCAACUCAAGUGAGGACUCUCAACUCAACAGCAACUCCAUUGAGGACUCUCAACUCGACAACAACUCAAGUGAGAAAGUAUUCAUCUGGCGGUCACGCAUCAAGAUCCGCAGGUCAUCUUUAACGGCCAGUGAGGACUCAUUUGUUGCCUCUGAUAAUGAGGGCAUUGAGGAGUUUACCAGCGAAGACGAAUCCAGUGAUGAAGAGCCUGCUUCCUCUAGGCGAAGACUCUCAGUCAGCGAAAGUGAGGACAGUUUUAUCAUGUUUGAGAAGGCUGAUGUGGAAAGCAUGGACGAUCUGUCCGAGGAAGAAGAUGAUUAUGAAAAUGAAGAUGAUAAUGAGGACGAAGAAGCUGCUGAUCAAAGUGGGAGCAGUGACGAAGUUGUUUACCGUACAGUGACUCCAAGAAAGGUCACAUUUGCCCCCGAUGAAAACCUAUGCACAGUCCACCGAAUGAUCAAAUGGUCAUUCGCCUAUGAAGCAGCCAGAAAGGGCCAUUGGGAAACGUAUGCUAGAGAUCGUUGCAGGUUCAAAGAUAGAAUCCUUCGAGUUGAGCGCAACAUCAAGCUGGUUUUGGAUCCGAAACAUCGCGCCAAAAUAUACAGCGAGAGAUUUUUAGCUGUUUAAUUCGGAAAAAAGAACGAAAUUCAGACUACUAUUUUCACAUUCAACAACUCUUUUGUAACUAAAAUCAGGAAAUUAUAUCAUGUAAGUGAAAUCAGUGGGUCAAGUUCGUAUUGCUAACAAAGCGCCUGGUAUCAAGUAGCGCUGUUACAUUAAUUGCAAAUAGAUCUGUUGCUUUUUGACCAGCAAGUCCUCAUUAACAUAUAUUUUUUUCCACGCUUGAUUUGGACCAUUUAACUCCAUGUGAUAAACUAGCUGAACCAUCUUGGUACCAGGCCAACCCCCAUUUUAUUUAAUAGGAGAGAUCAUUUUUUUGACUGUUUUGCUUAGUAUCAUGCUGUUAUUUUAGUAAAAGUCACGUUUUUUUGAACGCCGAACGACUAGGAAAUCAGCAAAGUUAAUUUGCCAUUGAAACUUCUAUCCAAUGAUUUCCAUUGCAUUUUAUUUAGAAAUGCUAAGCACGUCUAUCUCAAGUGUUUACGCUUACUUGAGCAUAUUUAAAAUACUAGCAUGAUAUUAACAUUUUGAAUAAUGUAAGACUGUGAUAACUACUAGCGUGUACAUAAGAACAAUGCAAAUAUUAGAUUACGCGUAUUAAUUAAAUUGAUUUUUCCAUCUUGAAACUCAAAAAAUGCUCUUCUUUGUCGUCCAGACAUCACAAUUUGUAUUAUGGUUUUUCAAAUUUUCUAUCUCAUGCGUCUUUAAUAUUAACGUUAGGCUGUUUAGUACCUGAUCUAAAUAAUUCAGCUAACUUUUCACGGGGACUUCUAAGCACCAAUAUCCUAUAUUUAGACUAUAAUGCUCAUUUCUGUGCGUCGUAUUUCUAGUUUUUUAGUCGCAAAUUAUUUUUAAAGUAUUCAGCAGUUGUGGGUUGGUGGCUUUUUUCGAUUUGUUCAAAAGAACGGUGCUGCUCAUAUUUUUAUUAGUAAUUGCUUAUUUUGAAACGCUUAUGGACUUUUAAAAUUGUUUUGCAUAUGCAAAUUCAAAUACGGAUUUCUUCAAAGGAACAGUGCUGCUUACAUUUUUAUUAGUAAUUUCUUUAGUUUGAAACGUUUAUUGGCUUUUAAAUUGUCUUGCAUAUGCAAAAAUCGUUACCAUUUUAAAACUCGGGGCUUCAAAAUGAUUCGUUAGAACGUUAUAUUAGUUGAUAAUUAUUUACCUAUGUUAUUGUACAUCAUUGGCUACGUAAAGCGAGUUUGGUUGAUGGAAAUAUUAUAAAUAUCCGAUUUCUUGCCGUUAAAUACAAAUGUUUUAUUCGAUUUUACUUUGUAAACUUUUCCAGUGGGGGUUUAAUCACACCUAUAUGUGUUUAUUUUAAGUAAUUGUUCACUGGGUUUUAGAGUUCGUAAAUUUCCACAAUUAAACUGCUUUAAGGUGCAAUAAAAUCCCAUUAGAUUUUGUUACAUUUUGUUUUUUACGGUUCUGUUAUAGAUUUUUAGUGCCAAAAUCAAAAUUAUCUGGUGUACUUUGACGUUAAUAUGGUGCGUAACAUUUAGGAUAUCUAUUAUUCCCAUUAUACAUACAUAUGUGUUUGUGUAUUAAUUAAUUAAUAUAUGUAUGUACCUUA
Molecule: messenger RNA, 3157 nt
Organism: Dendroctonus ponderosae (mountain pine beetle)
Lineage: Eukaryota; Metazoa; Arthropoda; Insecta; Coleoptera; Curculionidae
Gene: PPP1R15
Product: protein phosphatase 1 regulatory subunit 15A
Exons: 2
Coding region: 322-1593 (423 amino acids)
Biological process (GO): response to endoplasmic reticulum stress
Cellular component (GO): endoplasmic reticulum; protein phosphatase type 1 complex
Molecular function (GO): protein phosphatase regulator activity
Source: RefSeq, a predicted model, not a curated record